Vigna angularis (adzuki bean) is the source of this 1600-nucleotide messenger RNA. RefSeq lists its product as uncharacterized. The transcript has 2 exons. NCBI's taxonomy places the organism in Eukaryota, Viridiplantae, Streptophyta, Magnoliopsida, Fabales, Fabaceae. The coding region runs from base 723 to 1433 and encodes 236 amino acids. The record is from RefSeq and is a predicted model, not a curated record.
UACUUCUAAUCUUUAAUCUUAAUCACACAUGUUUCUGUCUUUCUUUCAUGCUUUUCAACUUUCAAGAGGGUUUAAUCAUUUCUUCAACGUUAUUUCAUGAUUCAUUGUGUUCUUUCUCUUCUUUAUUAUUCUCGCGUCUUUUAUUGUUUUUACAGUUUUUACCAGAUUGCUUUUCUCUUUUUUCAUUCGUACAUGAUUAAGAGUGUAGGUGAAGUUGGUUCUUUCUGGAUAGGAUAUGUUUCGUGUUGGUUCAAUCUUGCAAGGAUGAGACAUGUCACGAGAAAAAAUUGUGGCGACUAAUUUUCCCGCAUUAAUUUUCAGGGCCCAAGAUUAUAUUUUUACAUUAAAGACUUAUUAUUUUUUUAAUAAUUUUCUGUUCCUUGAUUUGUUCUGCACAAAUAUCUUCAUUAAUAAUAUAUGUUUUUAAAUAUUUUCUUACCUUCUUGUAUAAGGAAACAUCCAUCGUUGACCCCUUUUUCCUGUAACUUUGUUUUUCAUUAUUAUUUUACAGUAAGUAUGCAUAUUUUCUGGCUGUUUCUAAAAACUUCUCUUUUGGGUGUUGAUUUUUCUUUCACCAAAAAAAAAAGGUCGUGAACUUUAUUUCUUCUUCUUUUGGCGAUUAUUGAGAAUUUUCUGGCUCGUAAUUAGAAUCUACGAUUAAUCCAAAAAGUUGCGAUGGGUUGAGGCAAAAUCUCUUGGCCACCACACUGGAACUGGAGACGAUGAAGAACGCGAACAGGGAACUUAUGAAUCACUUGAAGAUGGCUUGCAAAGAGAGAGACGAAGCAAGACAAGAACUUCAUAAACUGUUCAAAAAACUAACACCCUCCACUCUGCUUGAAAUCCCUUCCUCCAUGAUGAUUCCAACACCAACCAAAUCCAGCAUCACAGAAUCCAACAGCCCCUCGCACGUUUCCUCCCCCGUAGAUUCCCUUCUCGAGGCAGCUUCUCCUCGGGAAUUCUCCAACAUGAUUGUCGACUCACACAACAACAUGGCUUAUCAUCUCAAACAAUCUUUGGUUACGAGGGUGUCGCAGAAGCGCACGUGCGAUGUUGGGGACGAAGUGAUAGAACACCUUGCCAAGAGAAGAACGUUGCCCCAAAAGGGUAUGCUCCUUAAGGCUGUGGUCGAUGCGGGUCCCUUGCUUAAGACACUCCUUGUUGCGGGCCCACUUCCCACGUGGCGCAACCCCCCUUCUUCGCAGACCAUAGAGACUCCAUGCCUCAAUGUUCAAGACUUUGGUUGCAGCAAUGUUAAUACCUUCAAUUCACUGCAGAAACCAACGCUUGCAUUUGCAUCUUCUCGUUCUUUGCAGCCUUCUGUGUUCAAUGUUUCUGCUGCGAACAACAGUACCUUGCAGAUGAGUUCAAAUACUUCUUGCAAGAAUCUCGCUCCGUCGAGGAUUCCACAGAGCCAUCAGUAUCUUCUAUGAAAUUGAAUCGCGCUCACAAUUAUUUUUAUUCUGUAAAGUGAGUUAGAAAUUUUGGUGUAAAUGGCAUACCCCGGCUCUGAUUUAAUUGUCAAGCUGACCUAUUUUGGUUCUAGUUGAAACGGAGUACUUAUCUCCAAACAUGACAAUUUAUUGGAAGAUUUGAUUCA